GGCGGGGCCACGUUUUACCGCCCGGCCUCCAUCUUGGCGCCUCCAGCUUGACGCAGCGGAGCCUCAAACGGAGGCAGAGCGGAUCAAUCUGCAGCUUCGGCGGCUGAUUGGGAUCAUGCGGCAGCGCUGAGCGCCGUGUCGAAAUUCUGCCCCUCGUUUCCCGUCUGAGUCCAACAGCCGAGGUGCCGUCAGUUUCCAGGCGUCGGACCGGUCCUGACCCGAAUGAGCCGCCUCGGGGGUCCGGCCUAACUCCUGGUUCUCCUUCACCUCCUCCCUCCUUUCCCUUCCCUCCCCUUCCUCCUCCCUCCCUUCGUCCCGGUUCUGGGUCCAGGCCCGGUCCAGUGUUCUGAUUGGCUGCCCCGGACCUCGCCACCCACAGGUGGAUGAAUGAAGACGCCAUUUAAGAGCCCAGCGGCCCCGCGGCCCCGACCAGACGGAGGACAUUCAGGCGUCUCUGCAAACAUGAUGAAGAAGAAGAACCCUCACAAGAAGCAGAGGACCAGCGUCGGACCCAGUAAGACGCUGGUUCCGCCCAGACGGAACAUCGUUGGCUGCCGGAUCCAGCACAUCUGGAAGGAGGGCAGUAAAUCGUCCCAGUGGAAAGGCGCCGUUCUGGACCAGGUUCCGGUCAACCCGUCUCUCUACCUGAUCAAGUACGACGGCUUCGACUGCGUCUACGGCCUGGAGCUGUACACCGACGAGCGGGUGGUGGGGCUGGAGGUUCUGCCCGACAGAGUGGCCCCGGCCCGGGUGAGCGACUCGCUGCUGGCGGAGACGAUGAUCGGGAAGGCGGUGGAGCACAUGUUCGAGACGGAGGAGGGUCCGAAGGAGGAGUGGCGGGGGAUGGUUCUGGCCCGGGCCCCCAUCAUGACCUCCUGGUUCUACAUCACCUACGAGAAGGACCCGGUUCUGUACAUGUACCAGCUGCUGGACGACUACAAGGAGGGCGACCUGCGCAUCAUGCCCGACUCCAACGAGGGCGUGGCGGCGGAGCGGGAGCCGGGCGAGGUGGUGGACAGCCUGGUGGGGAAGCAGGUGGAGUACGCCAAGGAGGACGGAGGCAAGCGGUCGGGGAUGGUGAUCCACCAGGUGGAGGCCAAGCCCUCCGUCUACUUCAUCAAGUUCGACGACGACUUCCACAUCUACGUCUACGACCUGGUCAAGACCUCCUAAGACCCGCCGGGCCUCCAGAACCGCCGCCGGGCCGGGGGAGGGGGGGCGGCUCCACCAUCCCGCUGGAACCCGGGUCGGCCUUCCAGAACCUCACGGUCCAGAUAUCCAAACAGAUCCUCCGCCUGGAGACCCUGCGGACAGAACCCUGCGGACAGAACCCCUCGGCCCGUCUCCUGAAGCCACGGCGGGCCGUCGGUUCUGAGCACGUCAGGGUUAAUGACGGGACGGGCCGGGAGCGGGUCCGCUUCAGGAGAACCGGCUCCGCUGUUCGCCGGGUCGUCUGGGUCUCCAGCUGCAGGGGUUCUGUCCGCAUAUUCGGGCCGAGCCGAGUGCUGAAGUUCUGCAGGUUCUGCAGGUUCCAGCGUGAAUACAUUUGUGCCAAAAAAAAAAAAAAUUUCUGGUGUUCCCCUCCAGCGGUUCUGGACCAGCCCGGGCCCGUCUCCCGGGUCCACCCUCAUUGGACUUUCACACGUCGCCUCCAGCAGCCGCUCCGCCACCAGAACUUGGUAUCGGUACCGGAUAACGGGGGGUUCUGGACCCUUUUUUUCAGGAUCUGGUUCUGAAGGCUGGACUGAGGACGGUUACGAACGCUCUGGUUCUGAUUCUUGAUCCUGUGACCGGAUCCUGGGGUUCCUGCCAGGUUCUGUUGAUCCGGCGCUGAUCCGGAGUUGCUCUGUUUACUCUGAACUUCACCGGUUCUUCCAUGUCUGGUCCGCUGGCUGCAGGAUGCUGCUGGUUCUGAAGGUGGUUUAUGGGUCCGGUUCUGCUGCUGUGACGCUCGGUCCGGUCCGCUCUUUUCUCCGUUUGUCUUUCAUUUCCAGAACCGGCGACUGAAGCGUCGGCGUUGCCUGAGCCGCAUCUCGUGCCUCGACCCGGAACAUUCCUGCGGCCCGACCCACAGCGGUUCUGGCGCUCCCGUUUCUGCUUUUCUUACCUGUGAACUUUGUGUGGGAACCGGUUCUGGUUCUGGUUUCCUGACCUGACCAAUGGACGGGUCCGGUUCUGAGGCUGAAAAGUUUAAUGUAAAGAAAAAGAUCCUCUGUAGUUGAAUAAAAGCCCAGAUGGCGCUGAUCGGGUCCGCUUUCUAACAGAACUCAGCUGAGGCUAAAAACGGGUCAGAACAAAUUUAAGUUGCAGCUGAAACGUCUAAGAAUUGGUUUUCUGUUUAUUUUCAGAUGUCCGGUUCUGGUUCUGGUUCUGGAGCGUAGACGUCAGGUUCCAGAACCGACUCGUCGUGUUUAACGUUAAUUUUCUUUUAGCGCACAUCGCAGCGAUUAGCGUCAGGAUGUUCUCUCGGUUCUGUCUGCGACCCACGGCGGGACGGCCCUGCGUCCGGUUCUGGUUCUGGAAAACGCAGUAAUUCAGAACCCUAACAACGCUGCGUUGGCGCGUAAACGAGCGCUAACAGAACCAGGUGUCGGCCCGGCGGGUCCCAGGGUUGGUAGUUUAACUCCAGCGUCCUGAUCUAAUCCGGCUUUUUUUUUUUGGACCCUCAAACAUCCGGUUCCUGGGUUCUGACCCGGUGUGUUUUACUGCCUCAGCUUUUAGCUUAAAUCUCCAUAAAUUACGUGAUAAUAACUGAUAAUCCUAAAUGAUCUGGGUCUGGUUCUGGACUCUGACGGCGUCUGCUGAGGGACUAGAACGCCGUCAUUUUAAUUUCUAAGCUUCAGACUCUAGAGCUUGUUGUGCAAUCAAAGUGCUCGUGGUGUCUUGUUUUGUAUUUCUAGAACAAAUCGCCGCUGACAUGUUUUUCUAGAGUACGGCCAAAAAAUCUACAUCAGGAACACGGAGAGCUGCAGAGGGGCGACGAUUAAUGGCUGAAACUUUGUGAUCAGAACAUUUUUUUUAAACACUGAACGUUUAAUUCGUCUGGAUAUUCUAGAAGAAUCAUUUAUGUUCUGUUUAAGCAAACGUAACAUCGUUAAUCAUGGAUCUCCCGUUACGACGAGUCCUGCAGCUCUGGACCCGCAGAAACCGUUUAAAUCCUGUUCGGGUCAGACCGGGUCAGGCCUCUCCAGCUUCACAUCCAGAGACUCUGGUUCUGAUCUUGAACUCGUUAUCGGCUCUGACGCGUUUCCCGGGUUUAAAUCAUUCGUUCUUACUGUAAAGUAGCCGGCGCUGCGCAGAAAAGAGGAUUUCACUGGUGGACCCGGGUCAGCUGGUGUCUGUGGGUCCAGCCGGGUCGGUUUGGUGUCUGUGGGUCCAGCCGGGUCGGUUUGGUGUCUGUGGGUCCAGCCGGGUCGGGUCGUGUUAUUUUCCCGCUAACGUUGCGUCUCUGGUGCGUUACGCUCCGCCUCUGUCCAGCUGGUGUAACUGCAUGCUGAUUAUAUUUCUGUGUAAACUGACGUGCUGCAUGUUUGUGGUCUUAAGUUGUUCCGUUGAUGCCUGUCUGUCGUGGCUUUUGGUGCCUCUUGUUUUUAUGUUUCCUGCUUUAUUUUGUACCCCCCCCCCCCAUCCCCCCCCCGGUGGGAGCGCUCAUGGGUUGUUGGAUGGAGGAGAAAUGAGACUCAUCCCCCGACGAACAGCAGAGACAGUUUAGCAGGUGAACUUGUGAAGAUGCUGCAGCGGCGAUGACGGCUGUGAACGUCUCAGAGCGCCGACCUCAGACGCCAGUGUUGUACAGCGGUGUAGAUCUCACACUAUUUACAGGAAUAAAACCGUUUUUCAUACA
Messenger RNA from Fundulus heteroclitus (mummichog), 3844 nucleotides. It is a transcript of the gene spinb, whose product is annotated as spindlin b. The coding region runs from base 388 to 1173 and encodes 261 amino acids. The record is from RefSeq and is a predicted model, not a curated record. Gene Ontology annotation, biological process: gamete generation. NCBI's taxonomy places the organism in Eukaryota, Metazoa, Chordata, Actinopteri, Cyprinodontiformes, Fundulidae. The transcript has 7 exons.